AUGGAUACUUGGAUGUUUGUUGGAGCUUGUUUGCAUAUAGCGAGUGAUCAGUCAAGUUUUAAUGCAGUGAUGAUCACCGUGCAAGAAUGCUUGGGGCGGGAAUUAGAAUAUAUUCGUUUACGCCACUUGAUAAAAUCCAACAUAGGUUUCGCUUUGGUUAAUGGAUUUGCAGUUGGUGAACAAGGCGCUGACUUUUUCGCGCAGGAAGAAACAAUGGCUUAUAUUGUUAGCUAUAUGUGGCGUCUCCUGAUUUCGUUAGCUGAGUUGGUAUCGGAAUCCGCGGAGACGAUCAAUGUUCUCUCCAAGAACUUGAAGGAGUUUUUGCAAUACGAUUCUGAUGAAGUGCCGAAUAGUUUGAAGCAGAUUUCAAAGAUUGUGAGAUCAGAGGAAUUUUCCCAAUCUUUAAUUAGGAUUACCAAGACUUUAACAGUUGGGGUUUUAAGAGGUUAUAAGUUAGACUCAGGGAAUGAGGAUAAAUUUGAACCCGGUUCUGAGAAUUCCAGCUUUACUGAUAGGGUGUUGGAUAGGGUUUUCUCAAAUGCUGGGACUGGUUUUGUAUAUGUUGUUGUUGGUAGUUUUGCUAGGAAUAUGGUUAUGGGGUUUUACUCUAGUGGUGGAGCAAUGGAGGGGUUGAAUGGGAACGAUGGAUCAGCUAAUGUUCCCAAAUGGGUUAACUUGAUGCUGUUGUUGUUAAUGCUUAAUCCCACCUACAAUUGGACAUAUUAG
This is a messenger RNA of Hibiscus syriacus, 726 nucleotides long. RefSeq names its product protein PHLOEM PROTEIN 2-LIKE A10-like. The record is from RefSeq and is a predicted model, not a curated record. Bases 1 to 726 code for a protein of 241 amino acids. The transcript has 3 exons. NCBI's taxonomy places the organism in Eukaryota, Viridiplantae, Streptophyta, Magnoliopsida, Malvales, Malvaceae.